AUGAAUAUUAUUGCACAAAUCAACAGCACCAACAACAACAUUCCACCAGCUCCACCAUUUCAAGCUUUUCUUAUUUUUUUGCAACAACAACAACAAAUACAACAACUCCAACUCCAGAUACAACAACAACAACUCCAGAUGCAACAACUACAACGACGACACCAACUCCAGAUGCAACAACAACGACGAAGAACACAACGAUUACAACGAAGAAUACGACGAUUGGAACAACAAUUACAACAACGAAAUAAUCGUGGUCGUGUUCGUCGUGUUGGUUGGAUUGAUCGUGUUCGUGUUCGUAUUGGUCGUGGUCGUGGCCGUAUUUACCGUGUUGGUGAUGAUCGUGUUCGUGGUGUUCAUCAUGGUCGUGUUCAAGGUGGUAGUUAUGGUAUUAGCUCUGGUGGUCGUGGUGAUUAUGGUAUUAGUUCUGGUGGUCGUGGUGGUUCUGGCGAGGUUGGUGGUGUUAAUGGUAGCAAUCGUAUUCAAGCUCGUCGGGCUACUUAUUAA
Rotaria sordida is the source of this 507-nucleotide messenger RNA. Lineage: Eukaryota; Metazoa; Rotifera; Eurotatoria; Philodinida; Philodinidae. The record is from the annotation of a GenBank genome assembly.